AUGGGGAGUGAUGCCAGCGGCUCGUCACUCUCUUGUGUCUCUUCUGUCUGCGGAAGCUCAGGCCGAAGCGAGUCGUCCGCGCGGCGUGGUCGGUGCCUCCUGGUCUCCCGGCUGAGGUGCGGGAGGCCGGGCGGUGAUUCCGCCCCGGCCGCGUCUGGACUCUACACCUCCGGCCCGGCCCGGCCCGGCCGGCCGAGCAUCUCUCCCGCGCCCAGCCGGAGCCUCGCCUCGGCGGUCGAUGAGCGCCGACGGCCGCUCAGCCUUGGAGCCAGAAGUGGGCGUCUGACCGUCCGGCCGUGA
Rangifer tarandus platyrhynchus (Svalbard reindeer) is the source of this 300-nucleotide messenger RNA. The record is from the annotation of a GenBank genome assembly. NCBI's taxonomy places the organism in Eukaryota, Metazoa, Chordata, Mammalia, Artiodactyla, Cervidae.